This is a messenger RNA of Aspergillus lentulus, 1263 nucleotides long. Its product is annotated as Tm-1-like ATP-binding domain-containing protein. Lineage: Eukaryota; Fungi; Ascomycota; Eurotiomycetes; Eurotiales; Aspergillaceae. The record is from RefSeq and is a predicted model, not a curated record.
AUGGUCAGACCCACCAUCGUCCUCAUCGGAACCUGCGACACCAAAUGGGACGAACUAUGCUUCACGGAGUCUCAACUCCUCACUCAAAACACCUGCACCGUCCUGCUCAUGGACGUCGGCCGCACCCCAUGCUCCCACAGCUCCAUCGCCAUCAAACACCCCGACCUAACCAGCACUGACACUGACAAUGACACAAAAAUAUCGGAUCUCCCCCGCCCAGAAUACAUUCACCGGAUGACCACCCACGCCAUCACAGCCCUCACCACCCUCCACCGCACCGGCUCCAUCCACGCCGUGCUAGGCAUCGGCGGCUCCUGCGGUACCGCCCUCGCAACCGCCGCCAUGCGCGCCGCUCUGCCCGUCGGCUUCCCCAAACUCAUGGUCUCGACCAUGGCCAGCGGCGAUGUAUCGCCUUACGUCGAGGAAACCGACCUAACCCUCAUGUACAGCGUGGUCGACGUCGCAGGCACGAACCGCAUCCUGACUCGGAUUCUAACGAACGCCGCCGCCGCCGUGACCGGGAUGGCUGUGUCGUAUGCGUCGCAGGCACAGAGCAUGCACGCAGACCGAAAAGGUAGCAAAACACAGAUAGCAAUCACCAUGUUCGGGGUGACGACACCAGCAGUGAAUACCAUCCGGGAACGGCUACAGCAGACCCUCGACUGCGAGGUGUACGUGUUCCACGCGACCGGAGCCGGCGGGAAAGCAAUGGAGCGGCUCAUCCGCGAGGGCCAGCUCGACGCCGUGGUCGAUCUCACCACGACCGAGAUCCCUGACGAGAUCGUCGGCGGCGUGCUCUCUGCGGGGCCGCGGCGUCUCAUCGCGGCGGCCGAAGCAGGCCUCCCGCAGAUCAUCAGCGUGGGUGCCUGUGACAUGGUGAAUUUUGGGCCAAGGGAGACGGUGCCAGCCCGGUUCCAGGACGGCCAUCGGCUGCUGUAUGAGCAUAAUCCGACUGUGACGCUCAUGCGGACGACGCCCGAGGAAUGUGAGCGGAUUGCCCGUUUCAUGGCGGAGAAGCUCAAGGCCCAUGUGGCUCACCCGGAGCGCGUGCGGGUGAUCUUGCCUGCGGCGGGUAUCAGCAUGCUCGAUUCACCGGGCCAGCCCUUCCACGACCGGGAAGCGGAUGAGGCACUUUUCUCCACUCUCGAGAACGAGCUCGAUGGGACAGGAAUUGCAGUCCUGCGAGACACGCGAGAGAUCAAUGAUCCAGAGUUUGCCCUCUCCGUAGCCGAUUCCCUAGCAGAUUUGUUGAAGAGCAAGUAA